AUACUCUGCCCUACCAAACAAGAAGGUGGUUUAAGUUUUUAAACUAGACACUUAGCAUAAAACAAGACCACAUCUUGAUCUUGUCAUUGCCUAAAUCCCUCACUACCCCAUGUUUUCUUCAAGCUGAAGUAGCUAAGUAGCUAGCCAUUGUUUUGCUACUCUCUCUCUCUCUCUCUCUCUCUCUCUUUUUUCUCUCUCCAGCUCUCUCUCACAACAAAAAAAAAAAGAAAAAAGAAAGGCAUGGCGGCUGAUAAAGAAGAAAUACGUGUUCUCUUGGUCGUGGCAUUACAAGCUCAUAUGAAUCCUAUGCUCAAGUUCGCCAGAUGUCUUGCAUCAAAGGGAGUCUUUAUCACUCUCGCCAUGACUGAAACUGCAAGAGACACCCUUUUAAACUUCAACACUUUCACAACCCAAAACCCCAAAAUCAACCUUGAGUUCUUCUCAGAUGGGCUCACCGCCGAAUUCAACCGUGAGAAGGGUGGAGAGGCCUUGACCACCCUUCAAAUCUCAGGUUCCAAAAACCUCUCAAACCUCAUCAAAAACCUCACUUUCGUCAAGAAACUAACAAUUUCCUGCAUAAUUUUCAACCCCUUUGUUCCAUGGGUUGCUGAUGUAGCAGCUGAACUUGGCAUCCCUUGUGCCUUGCUUUGGAACCAAUCUUGUGCAACCUUUUCUAUUCUUUACAGAUACUCUAAAAAGAUCAACCCAUUUGAUCCUAACUUUGAAAUGAACCCAAGUGAGAUUUUGGGUUGUCCUGGAAUUCCAAAUUUAGAAGUCAAUGAUCUUCCUAGCACUAUCCUCCCUUCAACCCCUUUCCAUUUUAAGAAGCUGAUAUCAGAUUCAGUUCAGAGCUCAGAGAAGGCAAGUUGGGUUUUGGGCAAUUCGUUUUAUGAGCUCGAGAAGGACAUCAUAGACUCAAUGGAAUCACUCAUUCCAAUUCGCCCAAUUGGCCCAUUGGUCUCAUCAUUUAUACUGGGCAGAACAGAAGAAGAUGAUAACAAUACCCUUCACAUUGACAUGUGGGAGGCUGAAGAGUCCUGCAUAGAAUGGCUCAACAAGCAGCCAAUCUCCUCUGUUAUUUAUGCCUCAUUUGGCAGAGUGACUGUUUUGUCACAAAUUCAGAUAGACAACAUUGCCAUGGCAUUGAAAACCAGCAAAAGACCAUUUCUUUGGGUGCUAAAGGCCCCAACGGAAGGCUCCAAGAUGAAAUUAGGUGAAUUGCCAUCUGGGUUUUUAGAAGAGACCAGAGAGAGGGGCAUGGUGGUCAAUUGGUGCUCUCAGGAGAAGGUGCUUAUGCACAAGGCGGUGGCUUGCUUCAUGACCCAUGGUGGGUGGAGCUCUACACUUGAGACUGUUGCCUCUGGUGUGCCUGUUGUAGUUUAUCCAGAGUGGACUGAUCAGCCCACAAAUGCCAAGCUUUUGGCUGAUGUGUUUAGGGUUGGUGUGAGAAUUAGGGUUGGGGAAGAUGGGAUUGCUGGCUCAGAAGAAAUGGGAAGAUGCAUUGAGGAGGUUGUGGAUGGGCCAAGGGCUAAAGAAAUGAAGAAGAGAGCUUUGGAGUUGAAGGAAGCAGCAAAGAAAGCAGUGGAAGAUGGUGGUUCUUCUGACCUGAAUAUUAAUCAAUUUAUCAGGGAAAUUUCUGGGAAAUCUUGCCAAGAUAAUUUUCUUGGAACUGUUAGAAUUUGACUCAUCAUUCAUCUAGGUUAGGUCUGUUUUUCUGUUUUUUGUUUUUUUGGUUUUUUGGUUUUUUUUUUUUUUUUUUUUUUUUUUUUUUAAUAAUUGUAAACACGACAUUAUCGACUAUGGAAACAAAGUGGGAUCAAACAUAAAGUACUUGUGGAAGUAGUGAAGUACUAAAAGCCAAUAAGGUAAUGAAGUGAUAAGGUUGAGUAGAGGUGAUAAAAUUCAGAAAGUUCAUGAUUGUCAAUUGUCGACUUGUACUUCAUGCACCAAUUAUUGAGUAUUUAAUUUUUAUUAUAUAUUAUGUGUUUUACGAA
This is a messenger RNA of Prunus dulcis (almond), 1994 nucleotides long. Its product is annotated as UDP-glycosyltransferase 84B2-like. The transcript has 2 exons. Gene Ontology annotation, molecular function: UDP-glycosyltransferase activity. The coding region runs from base 241 to 1683 and encodes 480 amino acids. The record is from RefSeq and is a predicted model, not a curated record. Lineage: Eukaryota; Viridiplantae; Streptophyta; Magnoliopsida; Rosales; Rosaceae.